CGCCUCAGCGUCCCCCUCCGCCGGCCAUGGCGCCCAUGGGCAUCCGCCUGUCCCCGCUGGGGGUGGCCGUCUUCUGCCUGCUGGGGCUGGGCGUGCUCUACCACCUCUACUCGGGCUUCUUGGCCGGCCGCUUCGCCUUCCUGGUGCUGGGCGGCGCGCCGGGGGCCGAGCCGGGCGUCGUCGUCGUCGGCGUGGUGGACCUGCGGGAGCUGCUGGCGGCCUCGGUGGCGGCGGCCGUCCAGGGCGGCGCGGAGGUGAAGCGGGUCCGCGAGAGCAACGUCCUCCACGAGAAGGCCAAGGGCAAGACCCGCGAAGGCGCCGAGGAGAAGAUGACCAGCGGGGACCUGCUCUCCAACCGCAAGAUGUACUACUUGCUCAAGGCCGCCUUCCCCGGCGUGCAGAUAAAUACAGAAGAACAUCUAGAUGCAGAUGACCAGGAGAUAAUUUCCUGGGACCGCACUAUUCCUGAAGAUAUAAAGAGACAAAUUCAGCCUAAAUUGGUCCAAGCAGACAGUGUUACUAUGUGGAUUGAUCCGUUAGAUGCAACUCAAGAAUAUACAGAGAAUCUUCGACAGUAUGUUACUACAAUGGUGUGUGCAGCUGUGGAUGGUAAACCAGUGAUAGGAGUAAUACACAAGCCAUUUUCUGGAUAUACGGCCUGGGCAAUGGUCAAAGGAGGAUCAAAUAUUAAGGCACGUUCUUCCUACGAUGAGCAGACACCAACAAUCAUUGUUUCCCGGUCUCACGAAGGGAAAGUAAGGCAGGUUGCCUCACAGACGUUUGGGAAUAAAACUAAGAUCAUUAAUGCUGGUGGAGCAGGUUAUAAAGUUUUAUCACUCCUUGACGUGCCUGAGGCAGACCAAGACAAAGCGGAUGUGUACAUUCAUGUAACGUACAUCAAGAAGUGGGACAUCUGUGCUGGCAACGCAGUGCUGAAAACAUUGGGAGGUCAAAUGACUACGCUGGCAGGAGAAGAAAUUAGUUACACUGGUUCAGAUGGCAAUGAAGGUGGGCUCAUAGCUAGCAUCAAUAUAAACCACAGGGCACUGGUGGAAAAACUUCCUGUUCUAGACAAGUCAUCACAGAAUUAAGUUUUGAAGAGUGAACAAGUAAAUCGUGCUUUCUGGAGCCUCAAAAUGGUCUGUUGCAGUGGGGAGCCAAUCAAUGUGCAUUUGGGGGACUACACAUAGACCAUGGCAGGGUUUUGGAGGGACCACAUAAACCAUGGAGUGUUUAAACCAUGGAGCAAGAUUAUUGGGACACAAGAUGUCUUUAUGUCUCAUUGUCAAGCUUUUAAUUUUUGAGACUGUGUUUCAUGUCCCUAGCACAACUGAGAAAUCCAGAUAGGUGCUUAUAAUAAUGGAAGCACAUCACGAAUUGGGUUCUGGUAAACCUUCGCAUUCUGUUAUAGUAUUCAAGCGGCCUAGCCACUUGAAGAAAAGCUCACUUGAAAUCCAUGGACAGAUACUCUUAAUUCCUUUGGAUUACAAAAUUAAAGAAGGCUGAAGCCUCUUCAUGUGACAUCAUGGGUACAAUGUCAAAUGAUAAAAGAAAUGUUUGGAUCUAUUUUUAAUGUUUACCUGAAAAUUCAAACCAGCUUAAUGUGGAUGGGAGUGUUAAUAUUUGUGUAGGUUUAUUAUAACAUUCUUUCUGUGUAUCAUUUUAAAAGAAAAUAUGUUCCCCUGUACAGUUUCAGUUGUUGAAUAUUGCCAUUAUAAGCUGUUGAGUUUCUUAAAUAUUUAAUAUUCAGUGUUGAGCUUACAAAAUAGUCCUCUGUCUUUGAUCAUUUGUUAAGCUACUUAAUGAGAGAAACUCGGAUAUUAUUUUUUGCCAGCAUAAAAUGAAGUUCAUAUGCCAUGUGCAACUUUUUACAGGGAAUCUGAAGUGUCUUCCCAGCUGCCCUUAACAUGACAUUGUAGAAAUUCCCUUUAAAAAAACGUGCCCCGGUUUUUGGUUUGCCAGUCUAGAAGUCUCAUCCUCUUAUGCUGCUUGGCAUUUGAGCCUUGCAUGGGGAUUAUAGAAACUGUCAAGGAUUCAGAGGAACGUUUAGUAUAAUCAGCGGCUUGUUGUUCUCCCUUUAAAAUUAUCCAUGAUGAAGAAAACUACACUUUUGCUUAAUGCAAAACACUAAAGGCCUGUACUAACGGGAUGAAUAGAGGCGUAAAAAGUUGGUUUGCAAGUUGAAAUUCAAUUUAUGUGAUUAAUCCAUUCUUGAUAGCAGAUUAACCUCCCCCCCCCCCAUUAAUUUGUGGGGCUGACAACAAACAAAAACUCUAUGGUGUGGGCCUCCUGGAUGAGCUGUUGUCAUGCAGGCCUCUAAUGGGCUGGCUCAGGCUUCCUUAAACUGUGCAAAUGCCAAAAAUAAUAAUAAAAUAAAAUGAAUACUGUUUGUGAAAUCUUGGUUGCAGAAAGCUAGUUGAAAGUCAGAAUAGGGGGAAAAACAUGUCAGUGUAUAUGUAUAACUCACUUUUUUCAUUAUUUUCUAUUGUACUACAAAGAUUCUUUUUCUUGGUGCUUUUGGUAAUAUGUCAGUUUGAUCAUUUUAGAAAACCGGUGAUUUGUCAAAAAACAGCGCAAUCCUAUACAUGUCUAGUCAGAAGUAAGUUUAUCUUUGCUUGGUUGGUUACACAAGUUAAAAGGUCCCUUUUAAAAUAAGUGCUUGGAGGCAUGUGUCCUUUAGAAAUGUUCCCACAGCUGAAUUUUAUUGGAAUGCUACUUUACUUUUAUAACCAGUUUAUUCCAUGAAUGUGUUAAAAGGAGACAGUCUCUCUCUCUCAAACUACUGAUUGCAAUUCAGUUUCAUGGAGCAGUACAUUUUUGACAUAAGGCUAUUUGAAAAUUAAAUGCUUUACAAAUGGAAA
Messenger RNA from Elgaria multicarinata webbii, 2861 nucleotides. RefSeq names its product 3'(2'), 5'-bisphosphate nucleotidase 2 (gene BPNT2). The record is from RefSeq and is a predicted model, not a curated record. Bases 27 to 1091 code for a protein of 354 amino acids. Gene Ontology annotation, biological process: phosphatidylinositol phosphate biosynthetic process; skeletal system development. Gene Ontology annotation, molecular function: 3'-nucleotidase activity. Lineage: Eukaryota; Metazoa; Chordata; Lepidosauria; Squamata; Anguidae. The transcript has 5 exons. Gene Ontology annotation, cellular component: endomembrane system.